Messenger RNA from Girardinichthys multiradiatus, 2367 nucleotides. RefSeq names its product purpurin-like. Gene Ontology annotation, molecular function: retinol transmembrane transporter activity; retinoid binding. Bases 1517 to 2104 code for a protein of 195 amino acids. Lineage: Eukaryota; Metazoa; Chordata; Actinopteri; Cyprinodontiformes; Goodeidae. The record is from RefSeq and is a predicted model, not a curated record. The transcript is spliced from 6 exons.
UGUACCCCGCCUCCAACCCAUAGGCUGCUGGAGAUAGGCCCCAGCUCCCCCUAUGGAAUAAGCGGUAUAGAAGAUGAAUGAAUGUUUUAACUGAUCAGUGUCUAUGAAUGUUGAUUUAUUGAGCACUGAUUCCUGUUUCCCCAGCUAUGUGUCAAUCGUAAGUAAACAGCAUUCACCCCAGCCAGCAACAUGCUCAAAAUCUUAAAAAUUUGCUUUUUCAAAAAUGAUUUUCAAGUUGAAUGUUUAAUGUAGAAAAUACAAGUUAGUGUUUGGAAGGCCGUGUCAACCCUCAUCACUUCACCAUCCCAUGGAGAUGUGAGGAGUUUAACGCAUGAUGUGGAUUUUAACAUCUUGUUGCACAACUUUGUCACGCUCUCACACAGCAGACCUGUGACCUUACACUCCCCCGUAAAACACCUGCCGUCACCUCCAGCCAAAGACGCCCGUCUCUGCAAGACUGUUGAUAAAUUAUAAUUUUCAGAAUAGAGAAACAAGCAAAACAGCUGCUGUGGCUUCAGGGUCAGACAGAUAUGAAGGAGCCAGUUUAGUCAAAGAACACAUGUCUUAAUAGACAGGUAAUAAUCUGGCCUUAUUACACAUCAAAUCAGAAAAUCAAGAUUUAAAAAAAAGUCUGCAGCUGAAUUUCUGUAAAAUCUGUGAAUAUUUAAAUCCUUUGCUUAUGCCUAUAAGUAUUAUUCUUAAUGCAUUUUGUCCAGCGCCAUAGAAAGAUAUGGGGCUUUCUAUGGCGCUGAUUUUGUCACUUCCCUGUAACGCAUGUUCUGCCUGGGAUUACCAGCUGAAGCCCUGGCAGCAUUUACAGACAAGAUGACAGGAGAUGGAAACACCUGAACCUCUGCUGACAUAACACAUUACUCAGAGCUGUUCUCCAUAAUGGCCAUUUUCUCUGCUUUCUCUCUGUUCUGCUCUUAAACCAACUUUUCCUCUCACCCUUUAUUUCUAAAGACAUACUUUUACAAGUCUGACUUAAAUAAAGUUGCCAGAUGUAAGAAUGAAUAAGACAAGAAAUAUAGAAUCAGGGCUAAAGCCUUAUAUUAUCCAUGAUCUGUCAGUGCCACUUGUAAAUACAAAAUGUGGAGACAAUUUCUAAAAAAUAUAUACUUUUUCAAGGACAAUAGAAAAAGAUUUUUGGAAAAAUAAAACCCAGCAUUGCAAAAACUCCUGUAACUUAAUUCUCUUAAACACACGUGUGACUCAGGGUUCAGACAAGUUUAAUCUUCCUUUGAAUCCGCCGUUAGGCACUGCAGCCCAGAAAAAAAAUUACAUAAAGCCUGCAUGGUCCUGAAUGUGAGGGCUGAUCAGCUUACAGGCAGGGAUUUCGUUAACUGGAUUAAUGCUAGAUUUAAAAUCUGCAUUUAGGCGCAAGAAGUGAGAAUAAUCAGACAGUCUGUCUGCGGCUCGGGUAUAAAAGGCUCACACCCUGUCUUCUCGCCACAGCUCAAACACAGCCAACAUCUCCGCACUGAAAACUUUCCGUGGAUUUACUCUACACUUCAGAAUGGACUUCCAGAUAUUUGGGUUGGUGAUGUUUUUCCUGGCCUGUGUGGAACACAGCCUGGCCUCUUGUGUGGUGGACAGAUUCACCGUCAAACAAGACUUUGAUCCCCAGAGAUAUGCAGGAAAAUGGUAUGCCUUGCAGAAGAAGGACCCUGAGGGCUUGUUCCUGCAGGACAACAUAUCUGCUGAAUACACUGUUGGGGAUGAUGGUGCCAUGGUGGCCUCCUCCAGAGGCAGAGUCACUCUCUUUGGGUUCUGGGUUGUCUGCGCAGACAUGGCUGCUCAGUACUCGGUACCUGACCCCAACACACCAAGCAAAAUGUUUAUGAACUACCAGGGACUGGCCAGCUACCUGUCCAGCGGCGGUGACAACUACUGGGUCAUUGACACAGACUAUGACAAUUACGCCAUCACCUAUGCCUGUCGCACCCUGAGGGAGGACGGAAGCUGCGAGGACGGCUACGCACUGGUCUUUUCGCGCAACCCCCGCGGCCUUCCUCCAGCCAUCCAGAGAGUGGUCCGGCAGAAGCAGGAGGAAAUCUGCAUGGCUGGACAGUUCCAGCCCGUGCUGCAGUCUGGAGCGUGUUAAACGGUGGCUAAGCAGUCAUUGAGCUGGACCAAUUACAUGCCCAAGACAGCUCUUCACUGUGGCUGUCGUGAAAUAUCCCACUCUCAUCUUAAGCAUCUGAUCAAUUCCAUACUCCAUCUAACAUUACAACAUACGUCCAAGAUAAUUAAGAGCAAAAUCCAAUGAACAAUACCAAUGUUUCAUAGAAUGUGAUGGUAAAUAAAUGAUGGGUAGCAUCUGAAGUGUAUUGAUCUGUGCUGCUGACAAUAAAUUUUAUAAAGAAA